Messenger RNA from Staurois parvus, 648 nucleotides. The record is from the annotation of a GenBank genome assembly. NCBI's taxonomy places the organism in Eukaryota, Metazoa, Chordata, Amphibia, Anura, Ranidae.
AUGUCCUUCUACAAUCAUCACCUCCUUUUACUAGGCUUUCUGGGUCUUUGCAGUAUUUCAAGCCUUGUGCUCAGUCAGAACCACACGCUGAUAUUUUCCAAAGACAACAACAUCCGGAAUUGCAGCUGCUCCUCCAACAUCCAUAACUGCGAUUACAACCUGGCCAACCUGGAAUGCAGCUGUAAGACUGUCCUCCCGAAGAACAAGACCGGAUCUAGGCUGAGCUACAGUGGCAACCUAACCAUCUGGUUCUCUGAUACGUCCACUCUAGGCAAGCUGGUGAACUUCACUUUUGUUCAAAACCUAAAACUUUCACUUUGCGGCACUACAGUCCUGCCCACAGAUUACCUGGCCAUUUUGGGACUCCGGCACCUAAGGGUGCAAGCAGAAGCCAUGGCAGAGCAAAGUGUAAUCAUUUACAGUAGCAGUGAUCAGAAGGUCAAGGAUGGACCUUGUCCCACAUCCAGAGACAAUCAGUCACAAUUACAUAUUUCCUAUCUGGACACGUCUGUCUUUAAUGGGCUUCCCCUGAUAAAAUCAUACAGCGUGGAGAACAUCUCCAGUGUUUUGGAACAUUUCCCAAACUUGCCUUUGUCUAAUGUGAUCACCACCACAGAUACAAGUUACGUUGUGACAUUAAUCUACUGA